CAGGGUCAUAAAGAAACUAAUUUGCAGGAUGGCCAGUUGGAAGACUGGGCAUAAUUGAUAUGCUCGACCCAUGCAUAAGGAAUAAGGGCCUAAUAAAUCUGCGUUCAAAUUUUUUUCACGUGUCUAAUCAUGUCCCACUUGCGCGGCCUGGAGAUGGCCCCAUGUCCUGUGCUGUUGCAGCACCGAGGGACGAAAACCUAUCCGGGUCCUAACUUAAUCCUGGAUCCUGGGCAGGAUUCAAGUCGCUCCAACGGAUGGGACCUCGCGCUACCCCAUCCUCUGGACCUGUCCUUGCACCUGCGCUUUGGUUUGGCCAACUGUCUCUGCAAAAUUACACUGCAUCUUCAACCGAUUCAUCGCGUGCGAUCUUCUCUCAUUCUUAGUUCUGCCUUACCCUUUCAUGCAUCCCACCCCUCCCCAUCGCCUCCUGCUGUACCAUUGACUGCCCUUGUAUCUUGUUUCGACUGUUUUUCUUUUGUUUGCAUUCAGCGCUUAGUGAUAAGUGUUUGCGCUGGGAUUGGUUCGACAUUGUUUGUAGCUUGUAACUACGGGCUGCCAUGUCUGUCUUGUGCAAUCGCAUUCGCUGCUGGCCCACUGCGGGCCGGGUCCACUACACCGCUGAUCCAGACCGAUUAGGUCAGAAUAGGUCACCGGCAGUUGAGCGAGUGGGAACCGUCACCAGCAUCU
This is a messenger RNA of Cantharellus anzutake, 687 nucleotides long. RefSeq lists its product as uncharacterized. Lineage: Eukaryota; Fungi; Basidiomycota; Agaricomycetes; Cantharellales; Hydnaceae. The record is from RefSeq and is a predicted model, not a curated record. The transcript is spliced from 3 exons. The coding region runs from base 130 to 636 and encodes 168 amino acids.